Tripterygium wilfordii is the source of this 998-nucleotide messenger RNA. Its product is annotated as probable glutathione S-transferase. Gene Ontology annotation, molecular function: glutathione transferase activity. The transcript has 2 exons. Bases 82 to 741 code for a protein of 219 amino acids. The record is from RefSeq and is a predicted model, not a curated record. Gene Ontology annotation, cellular component: cytoplasm. NCBI's taxonomy places the organism in Eukaryota, Viridiplantae, Streptophyta, Magnoliopsida, Celastrales, Celastraceae. Gene Ontology annotation, biological process: glutathione metabolic process.
CACUGGAGCUGUUCACUCCUCAACUCCCAAGUAACAGUGGUUUCAUCUUCCUCUCGCUCUGCAUUUGCAAGUUCUGAAACAAUGGCGGACCAGGUGAUUCUGCUAGACAAAAAUAUAAGUAUGUUCGGGAUGAGGGUUAGGAUAGCCUUAGCGGAGAAGGAGAUCAAGUACGAGUACAAGGAGCAGGACUUGGUCAACAAAGGUCCUUUGCUUCUUCGGAUGAACCCGGUUCACAAGAAGAUCCCUGUUCUCGUCCACAAUGGCAAGCCAAUCUGCGAGUCUCUCGUCAUUGUUCAGUAUAUCGAUGAGGUCUGGAAGGAUAAAUCUCCUCUGCUUCCCUCCGAUCCUUACCAGAGAGCUCAGGCUAGGUUUUGGGCCGAUUAUGUCGACAAUAAGAUGUUUGAUGCUGGGAGGAAGAUAUGGACUACAAAAGAAGAAGAGGUGGAGGCAGCCAAGGAGGAGUUCAUAGGAAUCCUGAAGGUCUUGGAGGAUGAGCUUGGUGGUAAGCCCUACUUUGGAGGCGACACAUUUGGCUCUCUUGAUAUUACUUUGGUCUCCUUCUAUAGCUGGUUUUACACCUAUGAGACCUUUGGGAAUUUCAGUAUAGGGAGUAGGUUGCCAAAGAUUGGUUCAUGGGCCAAGAGGUGCAUGCAGAAGGAGACUGUGUCCAAGUCCCUUUGCGAUGAGAAGGUUGUCUACGACUUUGCUGUUAUGUUUAGGAAGAAGAUGGGCAUUGAGUAGGGUGUUCCAUGCACUAUUGCUUGGGAUUUGUUGAAACUUGAAAGUUUAUCAGGCUAGGCAGAGUAGACUGGGCUUAAGCCAGACGUCUCAACUCAGGCUGGCCCAAAAUUUCAAGUGGGCCAUUUCUAAGCCCAAGCCUAGCCUGCAAGCUUAAUACAAGUUCCCACACUCGCAAGGAAUCAAAUGCCUCAUUUGUAAAACAUUUUUCGAACAUUUCUACUUGUUUCUAGUAUAAAUGCUUUGUGCCUUGCAAACAA